GGCACCGAGCCCCCCGCGGCGCCCGCCAUGGGCCCCUCCGCCUCGGAGCAGGACCUGGCCGGGCGCAAGCCCCCGCGCAGCCCCCGGCCGUCCAGCCGGCCCCGGCAGCGGGCAGCCGGACGACACAUCAUCCAGAUCGAGACCGCCGAGGACUGGACGGCCGAGGAGGGCUUCAGCACCAACGCGGACCCGCAGGCGCAGACGGCCAUGUCGCUGCCCUACGUCCCCAAGGCGCAGACGUCCUACGGCUUCGCCACGCUGGUGGAGAGCCCCCACACCCGGCGCAAAGAGUCGCUCUUCCACAGCGAGCACAGCAGCCUCUGCCCCUCGCCGGCCACCUCGCCCAGCGCCCAGCGCAGAGCCAAGCUCAACGGCGAGGGCAGGCCCCGGGCCCCCGCCGACCUGGGCGCAGCCCUCAUGCACCCCGGCCGGUACUUCAGCGGCGGCGAGAGCGACACGUGCUCCUCGGCCGAGUCCUCGCCCUUUGGCUCCCCGCUGCUCUCCCGCUCCGUCUCCCUGCUGAAGAUCUUCAGCCAGGAGAGCCAGUCCAAGGUCAUCAAGCUGAAGCACUCGGUGGCCCGCAACAGCUCCCUCUCCACCGACGACAGCUCUGCCGACACCAGCCCCAGCGCCCAGCGCCGCUCCAGGAGCGCCCCGGCCGGGGGGCAGCCCCCCGCCGCCCUCCUGCCCCUGGACCUGCCGCCGGGCCGUGACCGGGAGCACAGCCUGCGGCUGAGCCGGGGCGGCAGCCUGCGCCUGGCCGCUGAGUACGACCCCUCCAACGCCCGCCUGCGCGUGCGGCUCGUCUCCGCCGAGGACCUCUACGACGCCCUCGUCGACCUGCGCAGCAUCAACUGCUGCGUCUCGCUGUGCCUCAACCCCGGGAAGUUGCAGAAGCAGCGCAGCACCAUCGUCAAGAACAGCCGCAACCCCGUCUUCAACGAGGACUUCUUCUUUGAUGGGCUGGGCCCUGGCCAUGCCAGGAAGAUGUCUCUGAAGCUCAAGGUGGUCAACAAGGGCAGCAGCCUUAAGCGGGACACGCUGCUGGGGGAGAAGGAGCUGCCCCUCACUGCCCUCCUGUCCUGCCUGUAGGCACUUGCUGCCCCCCUGGGGGCUGGGGUGAGGGCAGGGGGGGGAAGCCAUGUCCCCCGGCCUCACUCAGGGGGGUUGGAAGGGCCCCUUGGAGGGGGGACGGGGCUGUGGCAGAGCAUGGGGGUCCUCAGGGGUGGCGCUGCCAGCACCAGCCCUCCUGCAGUGGGGCAGGCAGGGCCAGCAGCCGCAGCCUCUCCCCUCUGCUCCCUCCUGGGGCUGCAUCUCCUGGAGCACAGCAGAGAUCCACUGGCCCCAUCUCCACCGGGAAGGAUGGAUGUCACCUCCUGGGCUCUUCCCUCCCCAGUGCCCGUGGUCUCCAGCUGGCCAGCACAAAGGUUGGAGGUGGGUAGAUCUCUGUAGCAUUCUUUGUGCCACCGCUCUCAAAGUCCCAGCCCCUGGAGUCAGGUGAUAGCAUCAACCUCAGCUUUAACUUAAAAGACAAGUUUCUAGUCUUGGAAACUGCAGAGAAAAUACUGCAGAGGUGACCCAAGAGUGGGCCAAGGGAGGUGACCCCGGGGAUGAGUCAGGUUUGUGGGUUUUAAGCCUUUUCUGGGCUGUUCCCAGCCCUGCAGGACUGUGCAGAUGCACAAGUUGGCUUGGUCCGACCUGCAGCUCUCGGGACACCCCCCUGCCCACCCCCAGCAGUGUCCCCACUGCUCACCCCCUGCGGGACACAGGGCCUGGAGCUUCAGGGGUGUUGGGUUUGCUCAGGUCCAGGAGGAUCCCUUGCCCGUCCCCUGCCUGUGACAGGGAGGUGCUGGGGCUGGCACUGCCACGGGGGCGCCUGGCACCCCUCACCCUGGGCUCACGGGUGGUCCCAGGCAGUGUCCCAGCAGACGUGCUCGCUGACAAAGCUGGGGUGACAGGAGUAGCCCUCCCUGAGUGCUGGUGGCCUGGCUGGCACUAGGGACACCCCCAGGUGUUGCAGGGCAGGGGGGCAGGCUGUGGCUGAGGCCCCCCUGCCCUCGCCUAUGGCGGUCGGGAGCGGCUGCACCCACCGAGAGGAGGGACGAGCCCCGUGGGGCCACAAAACCCCUGUGUCCAGCGGAACCCGGCUCCCCAGGGGACUGGCCUGGCUCUGCAGUUUCCCUCGGGGGGGAGCGGGGUGCUCCCACCCUUCCCGUCCCUCCCUGCCAUCCCAGUCGAUGGCUGGUGGCACCGGCAGCGGGGAAAUGCCGGCCGGGGCACUUCCGCGGGGAUAAAACCACCGCCCUGUUGUUGUUUGGUGUGGUGUUACCCAUUGCAUCGGGCCCUGCAUGUUUCUGUGGAAGGGAGCGGGAUUCGCAGCGCUCCCGUCCCCGCCUGUUGCUGCACGCGUGGACACACGCGCACACACGUGUCCCUCUGUGUUAACCUCUGUCGGUGGCAGUUGAUGUUCCUUCCUUGUCCUUUGCAGCAGAUGGCAGAUUUCGGUGUUGGCUAUUUAUAUCUGAGGCUGAUCUUUCCCAGCGUGUUUUACUUCUGUCUGUAAAUAUGUUUCAGGUACGCGAGGCAUGGUUCUGAUAGCGCCGUGUUUGCAUGUCGGGGGGAUUUGGGGUGAUUGUGGCUGUUUGUCGAGCUUGUGGCUGAAAACAAACCGUGCAGGACGUAAGGAGCAGACAUGUCCCUCCUUCGUGGGGGAUUUCCCACCUGAGGCUUCUCACCGCUCCCCCGGGAGCCAACACGGGGGACGCUCCCAGCCCCUGAGCCCAGACUCACCCUGGGGGCAGGUGGGGGCUCUGGGGAGGGUGGGACGGGGCAAUGGGACACCUCCCUGGGCUGGGGGCAAACAUCCUGCCCCUGAGCAGACCUGGGGCAGGAAGGGGACCCUCCCCAGGGUGCUGUGGUUCCCCAGGGUGCUGCACGUGCAAGGGGCUGGUGGGGCCCAGGCAUUGCUGGGGGAGACCCAGCAGGCUGUGAGGGGAGGGGGAACAGGAGCUGGGCAAAGCUUUUGGUGCUUUAUGAGGGGGUUGGGGGGUGACACGUCCCCCACGGCAGAGCUAUGUGCCUUUGGGUUUGGGCAAGGGGGAUGCUGAGAGCAGGAUCCUGGGCUGCUGCUGGGAUGGGGGCUGGCCCUGGGGGGGACCCAAGAGCCUGGGGGUUUGUGCUGUCCCCCCUGCCUGUCCCAGGGCUGCCUUGCUGGAGUCAAGUGGUGUGUGGCUGCCCUCCAAGCCCUGGGAUGUGCUGCUGUGAGCCCCGCUCCCAAGGUGGGCAGGAGGGUGACGUGGGAGCUGGGACUGUGACCUGGCUGGGUCUUUUCUCUCCUGUAGCUCUUUUCUACUGUUCCUGCUUUUGAUAUUUCUGUGGCUGGAUUUAAUUAUGCAUUUUUGGAGUGAAAAAAUAUAUUAAUACCUGAAUGGAAUGUUU
This is a messenger RNA of Calidris pugnax (ruff), 3438 nucleotides long. RefSeq names its product C2 calcium-dependent domain containing 4C (gene C2CD4C). The coding region runs from base 28 to 1092 and encodes 354 amino acids. The record is from RefSeq and is a predicted model, not a curated record. NCBI's taxonomy places the organism in Eukaryota, Metazoa, Chordata, Aves, Charadriiformes, Scolopacidae. The transcript has a single exon.